This is a messenger RNA of Durusdinium trenchii, 2820 nucleotides long. NCBI's taxonomy places the organism in Eukaryota, Dinophyceae, Suessiales, Symbiodiniaceae. The record is from the annotation of a GenBank genome assembly.
CAACCACCAUGAAGACCAUCAGCACGGUGUAUCGCCCGAAUGCCUUCAACAAUUUGCACAUGCUCAAAUGCAAGCUGGAGCUGAGUCCAGAUCUCAACGCAAGUGAGUGGCUGGACUCGAUUGGAAAAGGGGCAUUGAAACAGCUCUAUGGGUUCAGCAAAGCUGAGGCUGAUGCCACCAUCACAAUUUUCCGUCACCUCACACCCCCUGUGGUGGAUCUGCUGUCAAAAGCAGCAGCGCGUUACGGAAUGACACGAGGGCCUUUUUCCCAUCAGUCUUUGAGUGCACCGGCUCUUCGGUUGAACUAUGAGCCUGACACCAACGACGGCAUGGUGAAAGAGUGGGACAUGCGCAAUCGAGAGUCAACAUUGAUGUUGAUGGUCCAGAGGCUCAUCCAUGACUGGGAGGAAACACCCAGCCAGGUGCGCAAGAGCGCAUCAGUUGAUAGCAUUGCAGAGCUUCAGAAGAUUUGCAGAGCUUUUGAAAUCAUCAGUGCUCAAUUCCAGUCUAUGUUGCCCUCUGCCAUUGUUGAGGACUCAAUGAAGACCAUCAAUGAGUCAUUCCAUCGGUGGGCCUAUGAUGAUACUUUGGCACUUUUGGCGGAGACACGUCCUGUCCCUCUGGAUCCUACUAGCAUCGGGGAGAUGGCCUUGAUAUUGGAACGGCAUCAACAGGAGAUGGCCAACGCACAGCUGAAGCGGCGAAAAGAGCUCAAGGCUCAGCUCGAUGUGGCCACCUACGAUUCACUGAACAAUGAUCUGGCAACCGAUGCUAGCAAGCUCAUGAACUACUACAAAGAAUUCAAUGCAGUGAAAGAUUCUUGGGCUCAGCGGGUUCUGAACCACAAACGGCUCAGACACCAGAAGGGUCUGAAGUUCAUCAAGGAGUUGAUGGAUGGGCAGUUGCUGUUGUGUGUGCUGGAUUUUGGGCAAACCCCUUCUGCGGACGUCAUGGAGACGAUGAUCAAAACAGCGAGCCUUUUUUGCCAUCAGUCAGAGGAUCAUGCGGCUUUGGUGGUGUACCCUGCUCUGAUAGCCAGCCAGGCCACCCACGCACAUUUGAAGGCAUGCCGGCAACUGGAGGACAGCCUUCUGAAGUAUGCUUUGGACCCAAGGCAAGACAUCAGUGUGCACUUCAGCAUGAGUGAGAGACAUGCCAGUGAUACCCGACCGCUGUACAGCAAAAUGAAGCUGUGCUACUCAACAAAGAUGUCGGCCAAGAACACAUGGCUCACCAGUACCUGUUGCCAAGAAAAUGGCGGGUGCAUCAACGAUGUCCCGAUGUGUCGGCCAAAGGAUUUGAGGACAAAGUACCGCUCUGAGCUUGGGCCAGUGGAAGCAAAACUCAGCCCUUUGGAACGUGCAACACAACGUGGUCCAGAGGCUUGCAAGACCAUCUUGCAAUGCCUGAUGGGAGGCUUGAACAUGGAUGUGAGCUGCAAGCUUGUGGUCAUUGACCUGUACUGUCGAGAAGGUGAUUGGUUGGAUGGGUGCCUGGAACUUCAGCAUCUGUGGAGGACUGAGGCCUCUCCAGAGAACCCAAUGGUUGCUUAUUUGACGAUGUUCAAGAAGGAGCAGAAAUCAGAGCGAUGCGAGGAAGCAGAGACAUUGAUUGCUGAAGUGACGAGCAAGCUGAUGUCCACAGUUUGGGAGAAUCACCAUGCGGCAGGCCAGAAAGAGCCCGAGAGCACAGCAGAGGACAUUGUUAGCAAGCCUGAGCUGACCCUUUUCACAUGGAAAGGCCUGAAGGCAGAGCUACCCCAGAUGGUCAAGGACCAGUUCAAAGAUAGCAGCGCAGAGAUGCGAAUCAAAUGGAACACCACGUUCAAGGAAGUUUUGGACAAGAUUCAGAAUAGCUCAUCCGGGACGUUUCUUGCGGAGCGGACGGAAGCUGCUGCUCCAGGGGAUGAGGAGAAAAUUCUGACUACGCCAGAUUUCUCAGUGCCACCUGCACCCCAUAAUGUGCAACAAGUCCUGGGCUUGGAGACCGUAGAUGCGUCAGAUUUUGUGCACACCCACACGCUGUACACUGCCAGAGCGACCAAGACUUUGCCUGAGUUGAUACUCCAGCGGGAUUUCACAUUGUGGAUGCGGGUGGACCCACAGGUUCAUGGAGAGUCCUUGGAGUUUAAGCCUACAGCCAUAUUUGGGUUCAACACUGGCCCUUUUGCAUCAGCAGAUCGAUCUACGCUGGAUCGCAAACAGUCUUUGGUUUGGGAGGUGAACUCGGAUGUGACUUUGGUCGCCUGGGGUGAAGAAAAGGCGCUGGUUCCUCUAUGCCAAACAGUGCAUGACACAUUGACUGGAGAAAACAUCCCGGAUGUUGGCAUCCAGUUCCAUGAGGUCUCGCCGGCGGUCACCAUGAAGGAGGGAGUGGAGAAGCAGCCUUAUUGCCGCAUGAAUAUCAGCACUGGUGAGGAAACAUUAAUCUUCACACCGGAUCCCCUUCAAGGAGAAGAAGCUUCCUCUACAGUUGUGAAGCGUGCUGCAUUUGGAGCAACCCUUGUGACCCGGCUGGACCAGUUGAAUUCAGACAACUUCAAAGUUGUGUGGGAUUGUGUCUUGGUCAAGAACAGUAAAGCUCCUUACAUUCGCCCUGUUCGUCCCCGUCUGUGGUCCCUUGGGAAGAUUCAGAUGGAAUCCGGUAAGAUGUACAAGAUCGCAUAGACUGGAUGCUCUUUGCCUUCCAGACCAAGUUGAUUUGCUCAGCCAGUGCUAGAGUGAGCGCGCCUGAUGUAGGUGCUGCAGGCCGCUGAGAAACUCAGGGGCACUGAUCCUGGCGGAUAGGUGUUUGAAUGCUCAGGUUGCCCGGUAUUUCGUG